CAGGCGCGCGCGAGUGUCUGCGCGUGCGUUUGCGCUAGCGUGCGUGCAGUGCCACUCCAGACGAUCGCACUACCGCAGUCCGGACGAGAGACGGUGUACGGUCACUACUGCACACAUUGCUCGCGAGUCGUUCGCCACCGAUCGAAAAUAGACGUUUUUCCGCGUUCACAAACGGCGGUUUUCGUUUUUUUUCUCUCGCACCGCAACGUCGUUCGUCUCCGUCCGCGCGCGAGUCCGUCCGGACCCGAUCAUCGCGCAAACCGGCCCGCGUCCCGUCGUCACCGAGUCGUGUUUCUCUCACCGUUUAUCGCGUUUUUUAUGAGUUGAGACUGCUGAUCGGAACACGGGGUUCCCCCGUACCCCCCCGAGCGGAUUUUUUUCGUUCGUCCAAUCGCGAUAGGCACGACAUAGUAACAUUUCUCAGUGAACGGCCGACGAGGCGCCAGGUCGGCACCGCUAACGACCACCACCACCACCGCCGCCGCCGCAAUCGUCAAGUACCUAGAACGCUCAUCAACGGUCUCGCGAUGUUGGUCGCUAUGACUGCAAUGCUCGUGUCCGUGGCAGAGUUCUCCAACAUACUGUCCGUUUUGGCGGUGCUCAUGUGCUUCUGUGCCAUGUUCCUGCUGAUCAUGAGGAAUAUGACAGUAUUUUGGCUGCACGGCGAAGAACUAAUGUUUGGUGGUAAUGCAGUACAUCCUGUUCAACAAAGAAUACCUCAGAUGAAAAUGAUGAAAGUCCACAUACCGUUUACAUUUAAAUUACAUGAGACAUCUAAUUCUUCUUACUCAGAUCUUCGUUGUACAAUCUCAAGCCAAGUUCCAUACACAUUGCAAGCAUUUUGGGGCGUUUCUAUCCGGGAACUUCACCAUUUCCUGUGGAAAGCAUGGAGCUCAUUUCAGACAGCCGUCAACGACGAUUCAUUGCUCCGUGGACAUUACCAACAUUGCGGAUUAACUUUGCACGAAACAAGCCAUACCGAAAAAACCAUUCAAAUGUUUAUGCCAGAAGGAAAAUUGGAUUUGGGAACACCCCCUCGGCAUUGCUAUCCUUUGGUUAUAUUCCUCAUACGAGAUACUCCUGAAAAUUCUACUUUACAUCCAGACGAAACGGUAGCAUUAGUGAAUGUAGUACAUAUCCGGGAUAACGUUUGCACGUUACCCACCAAUAUUUUGGCGCAGUACCUGAAACAAGCGAACGGACAAUUGUCAUCAUUAAAGCAACUGUAUUUGGCCACCGGCAACGCUCUCAGUUACCAAGACGAUGCUUGCAGCGACGACGCGUCACAGAGGGCUGUCGUUUUGGACAACAGCGGCAGCGGCUUUAUCACUGGUCAGGAACAGCUUUGCGUCGUGUGCCAAUACUACCCACUAUCCAGAGCCUUGUUGCCGUGCCGCCACACGUGCAUAUGCGCAUCGUGCUUCGGCAAGUUGGAGACGUGCCCAAUGUGCCGCAGCCCGAUCAAGAGCUACUUCUGCGUGCGCAACGAAGAUUAUUUGGCCGAUUGCGCUUUGGGUCUGGAGAAAACGGGAACAUCGCCCAAACGGCAAUCGUUUUCCCAGUGGAUUCAAAAUAGUAUUACGGAAUUUCUCGGCCUACAUUAGGUCUCCACCUAGACGCCCACGCCCUCGACAUCCCGUUCACAUCCUCCCCACGCCCCCCCCUCUCACGCCAUCAUCGUCUCCUUAAAUUUUGAAUUUCUCCUCCCACGGUCCGCAUCAUCCUUUUCAUCACUCUUAACUCGAUUCGGUCGUUUACCGUUAACAUACAUUUUUCCAUUUAUACAUACAAACAGAUACUCACAAACACGUCCAUCGAUUUAUAUAACAACUCUUUGACGUAUGCCACGAAUAAGAUGUAGAAUCUUGAGGUACAUCCUACAAUCAAUUCCUACUAUCUAUAUAAUGUAAAUUAAUCUGUAUACAAACAAACAAAAAAAAACAUAAAAAGUAAAAAUAAUAUACUUACCUCAAAAUUAUGUAUGUAUCUGUUUGUGACCUCCACCUCCUGCCCCUUUCGUUUUAUUUUUUAAGAUAUUUUGCACAAAUAUCAUUAUAUUUAUAAUGCUACAUAAAUCGGUCUGGCAAUGAGAUAAUAUAACCAAAGACUUGUUUAUCGCAGUGAUGGUGUGAAAUGUCUAUUAACGAAAAAAAAUGUUGACCUGUUCACGUUUAGCACGGUAUUGGUGGCGUGAAAUAAUAAGCUAUAUUAUAAACGAAAAGAACAUAUUGUGUAGAGACGCUAGUCGAGCAAGUUCUUAAUAUUUCCAGAACCACUAAACGAACGAAUAUAAUAAUGUUCUCUAUUUUAUGAAUUUAUCACAGUUGUUUCUCCCCUCCCCCUAUAUAACAUAUCUUUUGUUAUAGACUUAUUUAUCACAGAAAAGUUCCUUAUACAUAAUAUAUGUUAUACUAUAUAAUAUUCGUAAAUAUUUUAUUCUCUCGAAAAGAACUAUACGUACAACACUUAACUGUUAAAAUUUCAAAAUUGCAUGUACGUAAAUUUAAAAUAUAUGAAAUAACAAUAAUCUUCCAUAGUAUAAUUGUUGACGUGCUAUCGCUCUGCAUUUAUAAACGCUAUUUUUAUUAUCUUCGGAGUAUAUAAUAUAAUUAUAAUGGUGAAUAAUUUAUAUAUUAAAUCAUUAUCAUUAUUAUUAUUAUUAUUAUCAUUAUUAUUAUAUAUUAUUAUUAUCAUUAUUAUUAUUAUUAUUAUUAUUAUUAUUAUUAUCAUUAUUAUUACAUAUUUCUGUGUGCAUAUUGUCCGGUAACUUGCCGCUAUCCUCAAAAGAAAAAUCCUCGGGUUUGAUAUUUUGAAGAGGUUUAGCUAGAAACCGAGCAAUAAAUUUAGUUAUUAUCAUUUUAUACAUUAUUUUCAUUUGUAAUAUUUUUUUUCCUUUUCGUUUUAUAUUAUUCCCUUAAUUCUUGUAUUUAUUGAUUUCUCAUUGAAGUAUUGCAUAUAUGGUCAUAAAGUAUGCGACAUCGAUAAUAUGCCGUUAUAUUAUUUUUAUAUUGUAUUUUUAUGAUUGUAAUAAUAAAAUUAUAUAAAUGUAUAAAAACAUAUAAUUUAUGUAUGACGCAUACCUAUAUAUAAUAUACAAAACACAAAUUCUCAUGUAGUUAAGAGAUGUUGCUCGGUCCAUCGUUUACUGACUUCAAAACAUUAAAACAAAUGUUUGUUAGAACACUGACCAUCAUAUUAUAGAAAUUCCCCAACUUAUAUAAGAAACGCACAUAUUAUAUGAUUAUGAAUGAUACAUUAAAUACUCCUAGUUGUAUUUGUUGAUCUACAAAACUGUAUUGUUUUAAUUUAAUUUUAGUGUUUACCAUUGAGGUGAAUUUAUAUAAAUAGUUUAAGAUGUAUUAACGUUAAGAAAUUUGCAGUGUUUACUCUUAAAACGAAGAGAGUCUGUUAAAAUUUUAUGAUAACUUAGUUAUUACCUAAUUUGUUUAUGGUUAAUAUAUUCACUCGGUUGGGCUAAGAUGGCAAUUUACUAAAGUGUUUUGUCGUGAAACAUCACUAACAUAAUUCUAAUUAUUAUGAUUUUUUUUUUUUUUUGUAUGCCUAUAAAAUUGAAUGUGUGAUUGUGAUUAAAUAAAAAUGAUUCAAAUAACUUUUUUUUCAACCAAG
Messenger RNA from Aphis gossypii (cotton aphid), 3627 nucleotides. Its product is annotated as cell growth regulator with RING finger domain protein 1-like. The coding region runs from base 528 to 1604 and encodes 358 amino acids. The transcript has 7 exons. Gene Ontology annotation, biological process: negative regulation of cell growth. NCBI's taxonomy places the organism in Eukaryota, Metazoa, Arthropoda, Insecta, Hemiptera, Aphididae. The record is from RefSeq and is a predicted model, not a curated record.